UUCACUGGAACAGAAACGGGAGGAGCAGAAAAACUAGAUAAAGCUAAAGAAACAAGAAAUGAUGUUUCUGGAAGGUUUCGUCACUGGAAUGAUUUUCUUUCUCACACCAGGAGGAAGAUGUGAGGAGAUGGAGGUGAUCGCUGAGAUGGGAUCUAAGGCGGUUCUACCCUGCAGAUGUGGCAUAAAGCGGUGUGAUCCUGCCGCCAUCACCUGGACCAAAGCAGGAAAAGGCACUGUCUGGAGAAGGCAAACCAGCGGUCUGCAGUACUGGGGCUCCAACUGGGUGGAGGGCGGCACCCAACGGGUGCGAUGCCCGCAUUCGGCGUUCGUUCACGGGGAUUACGGCCUCCAAAUCAACAGCGUGAAGGUGGAGGAUGGAGGAGUUUACUCCUGCAGGGUGGUAGUUGGAGGUCAUAUUACUGGACGCCAAGUCAUGCUCCGAGUUAUUCAAGGUAAGAAGCAGAAUUCUCAGCUCACUACUUUCUGUCAGUACCAAACUAAACUGGCUAGAAAACUAAAAAUGACCACGACUGAUGUUUUCUCCUUAGUGUCCAUCUCUCCGUCCUCUCCCAUGUGGGGGGACUCGAUGUCGGCCACCUGCAGUGUGACACCAUGGCCUAAUGGAGCCAGUGUGAAGUGGAUGGUGAACAACUGUCCUCUUUGGUCUCAGCCCAGAUCGACCUCAAACAAACCAGGAAGUGUUGUGAAAGAAAGAGCGACUGAGAAAGUAGCAGGAAACUGGACCUGCGUCUUCAACUACAAGAAAGAAGCGCGGACCACAGCCGUGUUGUCUGUGAGAGGAAUUGUGCAACCUCCCAAAGACGACACCAAGGUCUACGCUGCUGUUGGGUCUCCAGUGACUCUCCCCUGUGUCUUCUCUCCUGAUUUAAACCCCACAUCCACCGUUUUCGAGAAGACGGGCGUUGGUAAAACGCUUGCUUUCAGCAGGUCUCUCCAGACCUCCUCAGAUGCAUCGGUUCCAAUUCAGGAGGUUACGUCUGAAGAUCAGGGCAAAUACAGAUGUGCAGGAACUGUGCAAGGGCGAAGACUAGCUCGGACAAUGCAGCUUGUCGUUGCUAAAAUCAUCCAGUCAAAAAAGAAAGGCUCUGUGGGACUGACAUGCCAGCUGAGCGACGCGAGCGAAGUCACCAAGUACGAGUGGGUUCACGCGACCUACGACCUCAACGGCACCAAGUCAGACGGACCCAUCCUAAAGGAACAGACCAUUUAUCCGGAGCAUGGGGGUGAAUGGACGUGUCAAUACUAUGGAAAAGAAGGCUUUCUGGGGAACGUGACGACCCAAGUGUUGACCCAGCUGAUUAGCAGUCAAAGUGGACAAAAACCGAGCAACAAAGGAGUCGUGAUCGGGCUCAGCGUUCUCCUGGUGAUUCUGCUGCUGAUCCUCGCUCAGACGUACAAAAACCACCAAAGGGUGAGAAGCUGUUUUCAGACCUUGAAACAAAUCAGUUUCGUGAGUUUUUCUUUAAUCGUUUCCGUUUGUCUUUUUUCUACAGAGGAAAAGAGUCUUUCGGUACCCUGCGAUGGAGACCAUCGUUCACACCGUCUCCAACGAACGAGAGGAGAAAGAAAAGAGUCGAGUGAAGGCGUGAAAGACUCGUCACAGCGGAGCUGUCGCAGGGAAAUGUAAUCACGCGUUUAAACACCUGCAAGAUUAAAAAAGCUUGUAUUUGCACAUGUUUUGUAAAUAGUCUCCCUGGUAAAGUUUGUAGAAAUAAUU
Molecule: messenger RNA, 1738 nt
Organism: Nothobranchius furzeri (turquoise killifish)
Lineage: Eukaryota; Metazoa; Chordata; Actinopteri; Cyprinodontiformes; Nothobranchiidae
Source: RefSeq, a predicted model, not a curated record